GGCUCAUUCCUUUCCUCGCUCUCACCGAAGUUCAAGCUUAGGUCUUGACUUCUCUUUCCUUCGUUUCUUCGUUCUUUCAAUCGCUGGCGUAUCCUCUUCUUCCCUCUUCACAUCCCACUUCACUUUUCCAUUCUAAUCCGUAACUUCUCAACCCCAUUACUGUCGUUCAAUAUGUUUGCGAAGGGUGCUAUUCUUGCCAUCACGUACUUGUCCCUCUUCCUCGUGAGGGCAGCACCGAUACCUCGUGAAGUGCCUCAGGAGCACUCUCACGAGAAGUACCUCACCUUGGUCCGGGCGAGCUUGGCUCUCGACAACCCGCAGAACCUCGGUGACCCCGUCUUCGCCCUCCUCGGCAACGCCGCCGCCCAGCAGGGCCUCGGCGACUCCACCGACCCCGACUGCCUCCAGCAGGCGAUCGCCGACCAGGCGUUCACGAACGCGAAGGCCGCGAACGACGUCGACGGCAUGGUCGGCGCGCUCGUCUACCGCGCGCUCGAGCGCAACUCGGGCAAGGUCGGCGCGGCGAGCAACGCGUGCACGAGCGUGACGGCGGCGAACCCGGAGAUCGCCGCGCUGCAGCAGCACCAGGACCCGGCGAGCGACGGCGCGGCGGACACGAACAAGCAGAUCACGCUCGAGCUCGCGCGGCAGAUUGCUAGUGUGGGCGGCGACCCGCAGCAGGCGCUCGAGUCGGGCACGUUCGCGCCGGGCGAUGUGAACGACCCGACGGCGGCGGGGAAUACGUGCGACGACCAGAACGAUACGGAGGGAUGCAUCUUCACGCAGAACCUCCUUGUGGAGGACGCGACGGCGGAGGAGAUUGAGGCGGCGGUUUCGGGCAGCGGCUCGUCUUCCUCGGCCAGCUCGUCUGGCGUGAGCGGUGGCGCUGCUGCUGUUGCCUCUGGCAGCUCUAGCACGGCCUCCGCGGCCGCUUCGUCCUCCACUGCUUCCUCGAACAGCGGCAGCAUCGGCUGCGGCGGCUCUGCCGACUCAAGCAGCAGCUCCUCGAACAACUCGGGUGGUUCUUCCAACUCCUCGAGCAACAACUCCGGCAACGCCAACAGCAGCGCCGCCUCCGCCACCUCCAGCGCUGCCGCCUCUGCCGCCUCUUCCGCCUCCUCCUCUUCCAGCUCGGAUUCCUCUUCCUCGUCCUCAUCCUCCUCCACCUCCGGCAACCUCCAGACCUUCACCGGCUCCCUCGGCGGCGCCGCCCCCGCUGUCACCCCCGGCGGCCGCGGCUUCCAGGUCGAGGGCAACGACGACUUCCUGAACGCGGCCGCCGCGCUCGGCCGCUCGUGCGACGUGCAGCACAACAAGUGCGCGAACGCGGCCAACUCGGGCGGCGGGUUCUCCGUCGGUGACUGCGACCAGCAGAACACGGAGUGCCGCGCGGCGGCGAGUGCGUGAGGGACUUGUUGGGUUGAGGCGAUUGCAGUGGGCGCGAGGUUGGUUCACUUGACGAUUAUACGGAUAUUUUGGAACUUUUGGAUGUGUUAGUAGGAACUAGUUGGAUAGUACAUAACGCCGGUUUUAUUCUUUU
Messenger RNA from Schizophyllum commune H4-8, 1540 nucleotides. RefSeq lists its product as uncharacterized. The record is from RefSeq and is a predicted model, not a curated record. The transcript is spliced from 3 exons. Lineage: Eukaryota; Fungi; Basidiomycota; Agaricomycetes; Agaricales; Schizophyllaceae. The coding region runs from base 172 to 1407 and encodes 411 amino acids.